AUGCUUUUCCGCAACGAGUACGAUCAACUCUUGAGACGUGCAGAGAGCGUUCAGCGUGGCCAGACUCUCUUUGGCCUACCGGUGAUGGAUAUUUCGGACUUGAAAGCUGUGGGUCGACAGCUGGACCUACUUCAGCGCCUGUAUGGUCUGUACAGCGAUGUUUAUAAACUGGCCGGCUCAUUUGAAGACCAGAUGUGGAGAGACGCCAACAUAGAUGACAUCGAGACUUCUCUUUUGGCUCUGCAGACCAGGUACGCAUAUGUAGGCCCUCUUUUGACAGGCAGUUUAUUUUUCUCUUCAUAUAUUUCACUUCUGGCGGGGUCCAAUAGGUUUCAGUUUCAAUAG
This is a messenger RNA of Dibothriocephalus latus, 345 nucleotides long. NCBI's taxonomy places the organism in Eukaryota, Metazoa, Platyhelminthes, Cestoda, Diphyllobothriidea, Diphyllobothriidae. The record is from the annotation of a GenBank genome assembly.